AUGCCACUAAUACUGACAUACUACAGUGUGGUCACCACUACUGAUUUACCUGAGCCGGUCCGCAGCAGAGGAUCCAUGCCACUAAUACUGACAUACUACAGUGUGGUCACCACUACUGAUUUACCUGAGCCGGUCCGCAGCAGAGUAUCCAUGCCACUAAUACUGACAUACUACAGUGUGGUCACCACUACUUAUUUACCUGAGCCGGUCCGCAGCAGAUUAUCCAUGCCACUAAUACUGACAUACUACAGUGUGGUCACCACUACUGAUUUACCUGAGCCGGUCCGCAGCAGAGUAUCCAUGCCACUAAUAUUGACAUACUACAGUGUGGUCACCACUACUGAUUUACCUGUGCCCGUCCGCAGCAGAGGAUCCAUGCCACUAAUAUUGACAUACUACAGUGUGGUCACCACUACUGAUUUACCUGAGCCGGUCCGCAGCAGAGUAUCCAUGCCACUAAUAUUGACAUACUACAGUGUGGUCACCACUACUGAUUUACCUGAGCCGGUCCGCAGCAGAGUAUCCAUGCCACUAAUAUUGACAUACUACAGUGUGGUCACCACUACUGAUUUACCUGAGCCGGUCCGCAGCAGAGUAUCCAUGCCACUAAUAUUGACAUACUACAGUGUGGUCACCACUACUGAUUUACCUGAGCCGGUCCGCAGCAGAGGAUCCAUGCCACUAAUAUUGACAUACUACAGUGUGGUCACCACUACUGAUUUACCUGAGCCGGUCCGCAGCAGAGUAUCCAUGCCACUAAUAUUGACAUACUACAGUGUGGUCACCACUACUGAUUUACCUGAGCCGGUCCGCAGCAGAGGAUCCAUGCCACUAAUAUUGACAUACUACAGUGUGGUCACCACUACUGAUUUACCUGAGCCGGUCCGCAGCAGAGUAUCCAUGCCACUAAUAUUGACAUACUACAGUGUGGUCACCACUACUGAUUUACCUGAGCCGGUCCGCAGCAGAGUAUCCAUGCCACUAAUAUUGACAUACUACAGUGUGGUCACCACUACUGAUUUACCUGAGCCGGUCCGCAGCAGAGGAUCCAUGCCACUAAUAUUGACAUACUACAGUGUGGUCACCACUACUGAUUUACCUGAGCCGGUCCGCAGCAGAGUAUCCAUGCCACUAAUAUUGACAUACUACAGUGUGGUCACCACAACUGAUUUACCUGAGCCGGUCCGCAGCAGAGUAUCCAUGCCACUAAUAUUGACAUAG
This is a messenger RNA of Homalodisca vitripennis (glassy-winged sharpshooter), 1221 nucleotides long. RefSeq lists its product as uncharacterized. The coding region runs from base 1 to 1221 and encodes 406 amino acids. NCBI's taxonomy places the organism in Eukaryota, Metazoa, Arthropoda, Insecta, Hemiptera, Cicadellidae. The record is from RefSeq and is a predicted model, not a curated record. The transcript has a single exon.